AUGACUUCUAUUGUUGAACUGUUUCCAAAAUGCCGCAAGCUUGCUUACGACUCGAGACAGCAGCUGUCGCAGGUCGAGAAUGGCCUGUUGCGGGCGUCGGAGCUCUUUCUGGUGCUGGAUGAGCUGGGAAUGCAGUUAGACAUCAUGGAUCAGCUUGUUCAGCGAGAAACUCCAGCACAGCGAGAGGUUUGGAAGCGGAAAAUUCUUGAGCUGAGAGAAGAAUCCAAAUCGUUGCGACGCUUGGGGGAAGACUACGACCGAAGAAUGAACGCCAAUUUACGACAUCAACGAGAGCGAGAUGAACUUCUACGCCGUCGAAAACAGCGAACGCCUCACUCCAAUAUUGACGAGAGAGACAUGUCCAAUCUUGCGGAUGAGGGAAAAUCGUUGCAGCAGAGUCAGCUCAUGGUUUCGGAAAUAAUUGCUUCUGGUGAAGCCAGUUUGAAUGGUCUGAUAGAACAGCGUCAACGCUUGGGAGGAAUCACCAGGACUAUUUUUGACAUUGGAAAUCGGCUGGGCUUGACGCAAUCAACAAUGCGAAUCAUUGAACGACGAGACAUUACUGAUUUUUACUUGGUUGUGGCUGGGAUGGUGGUGACGCUUAUUGUGUUGUAUCUUGUGUGGUUUGUCGAGUGGUAA
Messenger RNA from Seminavis robusta, 639 nucleotides. NCBI's taxonomy places the organism in Eukaryota, Bacillariophyta, Bacillariophyceae, Naviculales, Naviculaceae. The record is from the annotation of a GenBank genome assembly.